UUCUCUCCCUUUCCACCCCCCCCCCUCCCUCACACACACACACACACUCAGCCGUACACAUGCUCAGACACGCACACACACUGACUGCCUGAUGCUCUACGGACUCCGAGAGUCGCACAAGCUCUGCACGGAGCUCCGACCCACACAUGCUCGACCUGCUACCUGCCGACUCCGUCACAGCGUAGGAAAACAAUCACACAGGCGCGCGCCAUGGAUUCACUGGCAAACGACACGGAUGGGCUUGAGAAUAAUUCCCUGAAGUACGGAAGGAGCGAGCAGACAGAGAGAAUGUGGCUCCGGCUGAAGGGAAUGCAGAAGUACAAAAACACCUCUCAGAGGCUGAGAUGUCUAGUGAAGCAGUUGGAUAAGGGGGAGGUGAAUGUGGUGGAUCUCAGGAAGAACAUUGAAUAUGCCGCCUCAGUGCUGGAAGCGGUUUACAUCGAUGAAACACGGCGGCUGCUGGACACAGAGGAUGAGCUCAGUGAUAUCCAGGCGGACUCUGUGCCCAUGGAGGUGCGUGACUGGCUGGCCUCCACCUUCACCAGAAAGAUGGGCGUGGUGCGGCGGCGGCCGGAAGAGAAACCACGGUUCCGCAGCAUCGUCCACGCCGUGCAGGCGGGAAUUUUCGUGGAGAGGAUGUACAGAAGGACGUCUAACAUGGCCGGGCUGACGUAUCCUCCAGCUGUGAUUCUUGCUCUGAAGGAUGUUGAUAAAUGGUCUUUCGACGUGUUCACGCUUCACGAGGCCAGCAGUGAGCACGCUCUGAAGUUCCUGGUGUACGAGCUGCUCACCAGAUACGACCUGAUCAAUCGCUUCAGGAUACCCGUGUCUUCUCUGGUGGCAUUUGUGGAGGCUCUGGAAGUGGGCUACAGCAAGCACAAGAACCCCUACCAUAACCUGAUUCAUGCUGCUGACGUCACCCAGACCGCACACUAUCUGAUGCUCCACACUGGCAUUAUGCACUGGCUCACCGAACUGGAAAUAUUGGCCAUGGUGUUUGCUGCUGCUAUCCAUGACUUUGAACACACUGGGACGACCAACAACUUCCACAUCCAGACCAGGUCAGAGGUGGCCAUCCUCUACAAUGACCGAUCAGUUCUGGAGAACCAUCACGUGAGCGCCGCCUACAGGCUAAUGCAGGAGGACGAGAUGAACAUCCUGGUCAAUCUUUCCAAAGAUGACUGGAGAGAACUGCGCACUCUGGUGAUAGAGAUGGUCAUGAGUACCGAUAUGUCCUGCCACUUCCAGCAGAUUAAAACCAUGAGGAACUCUCUGCAGCAGCCCGAGGGGAUAGAUAAAGCUAAAGCUCUGUCUCUGAUGCUGCAUGCGGCUGAUAUUAGCCACCCAGCUAAACGCUGGAACCUCCACUACCGCUGGACACAGGCUCUGAUGGAGGAGUUCUUCAGACAGGGUGAUAAAGAGGCAGAGCUAGGGCUGCCGUUUUCUCCACUGUGUGACCGAAAGGCCACUAUGAUCGCACAGUCUCAGAUCGGCUUCAUUGACUUCAUUGUGGAGCCCACGUUCUCUGUCCUUGUGGACACCACAGAGAAGAUAAUCACUCCUCUCAUAGAGGAAGCUUUAAAAUCGGGUGGCUCUGGCGUCCGCAGGUCAAGUCUGACAGGCCGUGGUUCCACUGCCGUGGUCGAGUCGGUUCAGAGACACAGCGAGAGAGACUGCGGCACCGACUACUCCCUCGCCGGCAUCGACCUCAAACGUGUCCGGCACUCCCUCGCAGAGGUCAUCCAGAGCAACAAGGAGCGCUGGAAGGAGCUGUCUGUCCAAGAAUUGGCCAGUAAGGAACGUGAGCAGCGAUCGGAACGUGAGGAAUUGUCCCGGAAAGCCGAAGUCAUGCUGACCCACAGCAGCCCAGCCCGAGCGAGUCACGAUUCAGAGUCAAAGUCCCUGAACGAACUGAACAACACGCACUCGCCACACUCCUCUCUGGACUCACUAGAGCACAGCUCCAGGUCUCCCGGCGACGAUCCGGGCGACAGUUCGCCUGAGGCCAGCCCAGAAGCCCAGCAGCCUCUACCGUAGAAUGGAAAAACAGCUUGAAGUCAGUUGUGGCGCAGCCGGGCGUCUUACACUGUGUGCAUGUACUGUGGGGCGAUCGCAGGCCAGUAUGGGUGAUGUACAUAGCACUGUGCCCAUUGUAUCGUAAUGCUACUGUAUCCUCGGAACUCUGCAGGGUGAGUCGUCACGGUGACCGAGGUCUUUUUUUUCAUGCAUCCAUGACAGCGGGCGUCGUCAUAGAGACGGCAGAAUGCCACGUCGUCAUGGCAACUUCGCUUUUGCAGGAGAUGGAGCUCUGCUGGCCCUCGUGCAGAGGAAUCCCAAGCCGAGCGUCCAGAAACGCACCGCCGCCUCUUACCCAUAACCUUUCUUCUUUUUUUUUCUCUCUCGUUUGAUUUCUCUAUUUUUGUAAUUUGGCUUUUCUUUUCUUUUUUUCUUCUACUUUUUUUCAGUCAUUUGUAAUGGUUAUUUAUUAAAGAUUGUUCUGCUCCUCUUUAAACCACAA
Messenger RNA from Pygocentrus nattereri (red-bellied piranha), 2518 nucleotides. It is a transcript of the gene pde1a, whose product is annotated as phosphodiesterase 1A, calmodulin-dependent. The transcript is spliced from 15 exons. Lineage: Eukaryota; Metazoa; Chordata; Actinopteri; Characiformes; Serrasalmidae. Gene Ontology annotation, molecular function: 3',5'-cyclic-nucleotide phosphodiesterase activity. Gene Ontology annotation, biological process: signal transduction. The coding region runs from base 211 to 2037 and encodes 608 amino acids. The record is from RefSeq and is a predicted model, not a curated record.